AAGCAGUGAUUUGCACAAUCGCACCAAAAUGGAGUUAUGACAUAAUGCUUAAUGCAGUCAAGGUGUUUGCGAUUUAAUGCCUUAAAAUCACUUUAAUUUUUUGUGUAAUGUUUAUUUAUAAUAAUUAUCUAAGUUCCUAAUUUGCCAAGAAUUACUGCUUUGAUUUUACAAUGCUUUUUAAGACGCCUGCACAAAAGCUUUUGAGUGAAGUAUUUUGACUUCAGUAUUUAAAAUCAUUGGAAACGGAAAAGUCCUCAUUGAGUUGGAGGUACGAAUAGAGAGAAGCAAGUCAUUUCUGUAUUUUUAUAUCGAAAUAUUAAGAAAUCAAAAUGUUAUACCAAGGAAUAUUGUUGAUCUCACUAUUCUUUGCCACUGUGAAUUGCGCCAGCUUCAAUCCGGAAGAGUUUUGCUCCCUACUUACCAACGGUACGCGUAUUAAGGAUCCUCGCGCCUGCAAUGCAUGGAUAACGUGUAUAGAUGGAGAGGCGGUUAGUGGCACCUGUGAAGAUAAUCUAUUUUACGAUCGCAACACCUUCAAGUGCGUGAAUUCGAGCACCAUAGAUUGCCUUUCAAGUAAUCCUUGCGCAGCAUUGAAUGGUGAAAUUGGCUUCAAUGCCAAUCCAUAUAAUUGCAGUACCUAUUACUAUUGUAAUAAGGGCUCGGCAACACCCGGUUACUGUGAUACGGAUUAUACUUUUGACCCAGGAACCAAAGUAUGUGUCAGGGGUUACCCUUGCAAAACUAGCAAUCCAGAAAGCUACUGUAACAUUUUACCGGAUGGUGUAUUUAUCAAAGAUCCAAAUAACUGUGAUGGAUAUAAACUAUGUUGGAAGGGAAAUGUAUUAUCCCGUUCAUGUCCAGCGGGUUAUUAUUAUGAUGCAGUUAAGGGCGACUGUGAUUAUCCAUCAAAUGUGAAUUGUCAGAGUACCACUGUAGCACCAGAUCUACCAGCUUCUGAGUUAUGCAAUCAGACUGGCAUUUUCGUAUCAGAUCGUCAAAGUUGCAAUGGUUUUUACUACUGUCGUGCAGCAACGGAUGGUACGACGGGUAUUGUGCUGCAGCAUGGUGUCUGUUCGAGUGGAAGAUUCUUCAACGCGGCAAACGGUGGCGAAUGUGUGCCUCGCACUGAUAUCGUCUGUAACUAUAAUCGCUGUGUAGGUUUAGCCAGUGAUAAAAUCGAGCUCGCCAACGAGUCUAACGAUGGAUGUCACGGCUAUACAGUCUGCCAAGAUGGCGUAAAAAUCGGAAAUGGUACAUGCCCCGACAAUGGCUAUUUUGAUGAGCUCAAGCAGCUUUGCACAAGUUCCGUUGUAAACUUCCCGGCAUGCGUGUUAUCUUAGAGGUCAUAUUAAUGAGAAAAACUUUUUAUUCAAGCAUAAAUAAGUAAUUAUUAUAUUAUAAUUUAUGCAACAAAUUUUAAUUAUGACGACGAGGUAGAGUAUAAAAUAGACUGA
This is a messenger RNA of Ceratitis capitata (Mediterranean fruit fly), 1454 nucleotides long. Its product is annotated as peritrophin-44. Gene Ontology annotation, cellular component: extracellular region. The record is from RefSeq and is a predicted model, not a curated record. Gene Ontology annotation, molecular function: chitin binding. The coding region runs from base 330 to 1340 and encodes 336 amino acids. The transcript has 2 exons. NCBI's taxonomy places the organism in Eukaryota, Metazoa, Arthropoda, Insecta, Diptera, Tephritidae.